AAUCUGACCAGAUCGAAAAGUCAGUUUCUGACAUUCCUAUUUGCCAUUGUCCCGAACUCAACCUUCUUCUUCCUCCUAAUCACAUCAAAAUCUCUGGAAAAGAAGAUUUUAUUUUCUAUUCCAAUCAUUUUGUUAUCAAAAUAUCACAAGCCCGAACUCAGAUCCACCUUCUUCCUUCCUUGUAAUCACAAUUUCUGUAAAAUUCACAAGCUUUCUUUUUUUUUUUUUUUUAAUAGCGAUUUAAUUUGUAUGAACUUAAACAAGAUCAACAACAAAUGCAAUCCAAAACCCUAAAUUUACCUCCAGCUCUUACCCUUUUCCCAUUCCUUAAACCCCAGUCCAGAACCCUGAUUUUCUACCAAAUCUUCGUCCUAGUCAUCACCUUCUUCGCGUACGCCUCCUUCCAUGCCUCUCGAAAGCCGCCCAGUAUCGUCAAGAGCAUUCUUGGACCAACUGUUCAGUUAAAUUCUUCGAUAAUUCAAUCCAAUUUAAGCUCUAUGGAUACUGGUUGGCCUCCAUUCAAUGGUCCGGAGGGAACUCAUCGCCUUGGGGAGAUUGAUCUUGCUUUUCUUUCAGCCUAUUCGAUCGGGAUGUAUUUUGCGGGACAUGUUGGUGAUAGGAUUGAUUUGAGAUUGUUUCUUGUUUUUCGUAUGGUAGGUAGUGGUCUUUUCACUAUCAUUUUUGGGUUAGGGUAUUGGUUUGAUAUACAUUCGUUAGGAUUUUUUGUGGGUAUACAGAUUUUGUGUGGAUUGUUUCAGUCUAUAGGAUGGCCUUGUGUGGUGGCAGUUGUUGGGAAUUGGUUUGGGAAAGCAAAGAGAGGGUUGAUAAUGAGGGUAUGGAAUUCGCAUACUUCAGUAGGAAACAUUAUUGGGUCGGUUGUGGCUUCUGGUGUUUUGGAGUUUGGAUGGGGUUGGUCAUUUGCGGUGCCUGGGAUUUUGGUGAUUUUAGUUGGGGUUUUGGUGUUUUUGUUUCUCGUUGUUAGUCCUGAAGAUAUUGGAUUUGAGCCUCUAGGGAUGGAGAUUGAGAUGGCUGUGGAGGUGGAAGGAGGGGAGAACUUAGAGAAAGUGGAAUCAGAAGAAGCAGGGCUUCUUGGGAUGGAAAAUUCAGAUUCUUUGGCUGCCAUUGGAUUUCUGGAAGCUUGGAGACUACCUGGAGUGGCGCCAUUUGCUUUCUGCCUCUUCUUUUCGAAGCCAGUGGCUUACACCUUUUUAUAUUGGUUGCCCUUCUACAUUAGGCACACUGCUGUUGCAGGUGUGCAUUUGUCACACAAAACUGCUGGCAUUCUCUCUACUUUAUUUGACAUUGGCGGAGUCUUUGGCGGAAUUUCGGCUGGAUACGUAUCUGAUAUGAUUGAAGCUCGUGCAGUAACUUCAAUUGUAUUCUUGUUGUUAUCAAUUCCAGCCCUUAUUUUGUACCGACUUUAUGGGAGCCUGUCUAUGAUUAUGAACAUAGCUUUGAUGCUUCUUUCUGGUUUGCUUGUGAAUGGCCCUUACUCAUUAAUCACGACGGCUGUUGCGGCUGAUCUUGGUACCCAGGACUUAAUCAAGGGAAAUUCCCGUGCCUUGGCUACUGUCACUGCAAUUAUAGAUGGUACUGGCUCUGUUGGGGCAGCUAUUGGCCCACUUUUGGCUGGGUAUAUUUCAACAAGAGGAUGGAACAGUGUUUUUCUAAUGCUCAUUGUUUCAAUUUCCUUUGCAAGUUUACUCCUGAUUCGAGUUGCAAAAACUGAAAUUAAAAGAAAGAUGAAUGAGGGGAAAUGGGUUUCAAACAGCACAAGUGCACAUUGAUGGAUAGUCUUCUCGAGGCAUGUAUUUUUGUGUUUGUGUUGUAUAUCAUUAGAAAACUUACGUGAAUAGGAAAAAUGCAUGGAUGGAGAUGUGUUGUAGUGAUUAUGAACCUUAUUCCUUGCUCAUUUCUUUGUACACUUACAGGAGAUAAUUUAUUAAAGAUUCUUAACAUCUUUCUUUCA
Molecule: messenger RNA, 1969 nt
Organism: Hevea brasiliensis (rubber tree)
Lineage: Eukaryota; Viridiplantae; Streptophyta; Magnoliopsida; Malpighiales; Euphorbiaceae
Product: putative glycerol-3-phosphate transporter 5
Exons: 2
Coding region: 276-1787 (503 amino acids)
Biological process (GO): phosphate ion homeostasis; transmembrane transport
Cellular component (GO): membrane
Molecular function (GO): transmembrane transporter activity
Source: RefSeq, a predicted model, not a curated record